Molecule: messenger RNA, 4652 nt
Organism: Ylistrum balloti
Lineage: Eukaryota; Metazoa; Mollusca; Bivalvia; Pectinida; Pectinidae
Product: RAD50-interacting protein 1-like
Exons: 14
Coding region: 1-2361 (786 amino acids)
Biological process (GO): endoplasmic reticulum to Golgi vesicle-mediated transport; retrograde vesicle-mediated transport, Golgi to endoplasmic reticulum; regulation of ER to Golgi vesicle-mediated transport
Cellular component (GO): Dsl1/NZR complex
Source: RefSeq, a predicted model, not a curated record
AUGGCGGCCUCCAGUAAGAAAACGAAACGUCUGUCAAAAUUUACUGUUGACUUCUUAAAUGAACACUUUUCUGAAGAUGUCAAGUCACUUUCUAGCGUCAAAGACAUAUUUAACAAAAUGAAAGAAUCGAAAGAGAGUUUGGAAAGCCAGUUGUCUUUAGCCAGUAGUGAAAUUCCAAGUGAAGUCGAUUUAGCAGUUAGCAAUGUAGAGACUGCCCAGAUAGCUAUACGCCGACUUCAAGAUGAGAAAGAAAGCCUGCACCAUAAAGUCAAGGACCAAAGCCACAACCUCCAGCCAAUUGUCAGCGAUGUCACUUCACUAAUAGAACAGGUCCAGCACCUCCAGAAAUACAUUAAAUACCUCUCCUUCAUUACCAAAGUAGAGCACCUAAGCUCAGAUAUACAAACCAGUCUUCUUACAGAUGGCUUCGAGACAUCUGUAGAAAGUUUUCAUGAUCUGAAGAGAGUUUAUACAGAUCUUCAGGAAACAGAGUGUAAACAUCUACUCAAGUUUACUAGUGAUACCAUUAAUUUCUGGCACAAGAUUCUGAAGAACAAUUUAGCAAGUCAGUUUGAGGAUGUGUUGAAGAGUCUUGGUUGGCCAUUUGUGGGAACGUCCCUAAAGACACCUCCCUCACAGAGUCCUGAGUUGCGUACCCACAUGGAGACAUUGUUUUCACAACUUCUCUUCAUACAGUUGCCAGAUGGGUUGAGAGUUCCUGCCCAACAGUCAGAGGAAAGGAUAGACACAAAGCCCCUCCUGCUGCCUCUACAAAUCAUGGUCAAAUCUUUCCGUAAGCGAUUUAGAUUCCAUUUCUAUGGAAACCGACAGACAAACAACAUUGAUAAGCCUGAAUGGUAUUUUGCACAAGUGUUGGGUUGGAUCCGUGACCACACACAUUUCCUUGACCAGAGGGUGCAGCCAAUUCUGUCCAAGACAGGCCACGAGACCGUCAUUGCAAAGGUGGAAUUCAUGAGAGGGAUGGUUUCAAUGGUUACGGAGAAGAUGACUAACGACUUACCUGAGACCAUGUAUGAUGAACACAUUUUCUCACAUCUGGUGGAUGAGGCAAUUUUAUUUGACAGAGAACUAAAAGAUGGUUACAGCUAUCCCCCUGGACUUCCUUGCUGCCUUAGUGUUCUUACCCUCCCCCGUGCCUUCCACAAGUGGAUGAUGGUAGAAAAACAGUUUGCUGGAGCUAAGAUGGACAUAAUGCUUUCUUCACCGUCGGCUUGGCAAUCCCAGUACAAAGACAUAGCAGAUGUUGAUGAACUGAAAGUGCCAGAAUGCGGAGAAAGCUUCAUUACACUCAUGUUGACAAUUACAGAUCGUUACAAAGGUUUGCCCUCUGUCAUCCACAAAGUGCGUUUCUUGAAGUUACAGCUCCACCUCCUGGAAGAUUUCAGAAUUCGUCUUGUACAGGUGAUGCAAGGUGUCAUCCAUGAUCCACUGUCUGACAUUUUCUGUGCCAUUAUCAAUGCUGUCUUCUAUGUGAUGGAAGUGCUACAGGAGUGGUGUAAUCUACCAUUUUUCCUACAACUUCAGUACCAACAUCUGACAAUAGAACCUGAGGACACAUCAACACAACCGCCCACCUUGUUGUCAAGUCCUACCACGCUCUCCAGUCCGGUAACCAUGUCCAGUCCUACAUCAGUAUCAAGUCCAUCCAUAAUGACCUCCGCAUCCAGUCCUGUGUCUGACCUCACUCUGUAUGAAGGUUUGGAGGAUGUAGCUGAAGAGUUGGAAACUAGUAUGUUUGAGGAGACUAUAGACACGUACAACCAACUCAAGACAGAGAUGUUAAAGAACAUUGUCAAAUGUAUAGUAUUGGAUGUACAAUCACGAAGUCAGGCAUAUAGAAAAGACAAAUGGCUUUUGCUGCCAAGUUAUAAAGAAACAACGAAUCUCACGCUGUCGUCCUCAGCCUGCGAGAUGUUACUGGUAUUGAAGGAUCACCUGACACACAUACAGACUCAACUCAGUAAACCACUCUUCACGCUGGCAUGGCAACGCUUGGCGGAGAAGCUAGACAAGUUUAUAUUAGAAGAGGUAAUACUGCAAAACAGAUUUAACGAUGGAGGCGCCUCGCAACUGGAGUUUGAUAUGACCAGAAACUUAUUUCCACUGUUUGGAGAAUUUACCAACAAACCAGAGAAUUACUUCAGACAGGUCAAUGAAGCUAUAAAGCUUCUUACUAUGGAGACUGGAACAUCUCUACUGAUGAAAGAACUGAUGACUCAUGAGAGCAGUCCCACACCAGGGAAGGACUCCAGUCUAUAUAACGCAUUACAUGAAGUCGGAAUAUUUAAGUUGACAUCACAAACAUGUAGAGUUUUAUUGGACAUCAAAGUGAAUGCAUGAUUUGACAAACAAAUCUGAUGUUGACUGGAGUUGUCUCCUCCAUCACUUUAAAGUAGAGAAAGAAAAAGUUUAAUAUUGGAAAGAGUAUUGAUCUAUUCAUCAUUUUCUCCUGCGUACUAUUCCAUGUCCUGGUAAUUACCAGUGAGUUGUUAUGUUUUGAUACUACUGAAGUAGGAUGCUGAAGGACAUAUAGAUUGUGGAAGUAAUAAUCUUAAAUGAGUUAAGGAACCAUGGUCAUUUUCCCUUAUCAUGGUCAGAAUAGACCAUUGUGUAUUUAUUGAUGAAAUAAGGACUAACUUAUUGAUAUUACUUCACUAUUAAAGGGAUAUUCUGCACAAGUUAUGAUUUCAUAGAUGUUUUUGAGGAAAACUGCUCAAAAUCAUCUACAUAUCUUCUUAUUGAAAUGAUGUACUUCAGUUUACUAUUUAAAUAAUCAUACAGUCAAACCAUGUUAUCUCAAAGUUUUACCAGGAUAAUGAGGUUCAACUAUACAUUUAAUUUGCGGAAAUGCUUUAUAGACUUAACUAAAUGGAUUUACAAACUUUUUGUGCGGCCCUGUUGGCGUCAUAACAAGUUUUCAUUAUUUGCCAAACAAAAUUAAAUAUAUGUGUAAAUUAUAAGAAAAUCAAUAGAAAAUAAGCCUGAUGAAGCUGAAAACCUAGCAGAAGUUUUAGAGAACAGCAUCAUACUUGUGUAUUUAUCCAAAAUAUGUGAUCCAGUGAUCCUUCAGUUCCUGAUUUCUUACAUAGAGGGUAAAAUUUAUAUUGGCUAGCACUUUUCCCACCAAUUUCGCCUGUCAAAACUGAACACAGGAGACAUUUUGAUGCUUAUAACAGUUUUAAAAGUCAUUGGCACGAGUUCUUUAAAGAUACAGAACAGCCAAAAAUUUAGCAAGUUUGGCAGAAUAUCCCUUUAAGCCUUCAGAAAGGGUAACCUAGGGACACUAUAAGAAGAUGUAAUUGAUUUCUUAAUGGCUGUGAUUCUAAAUAGUGCAAUAGUUUUGCGUUUGUUUAUAAAGUUUUAGUUUAAAAACAUAUCUCAAUAUAUAACUGAUAUACAAAGAGUGAGGACAGGAAACAUAGUAGGUAGUACGUUAGUUCUAAACAACAUAUCUGCUUGAUGUACUAUAAAAUAACAAACCAAUCAUUAGGAAGUGUUCCAUGUUGAUUUACACAAAAUUGUAACACUUAACUUCUUGCUCUUACCUGGGCUGAAGUGAUUCUGUGUACAGUAAUUGUAAUACCAUGUUUGGGAAACAGCAUCCUCGAUAAUCCAGGGGUUACAAUCACUUUUGCUUGCUGCAGCCCUAGAACAUGUCAUGUCAAAAUUGAAAGAUUCAUGUGCGACACCUCGUGGACAAGACAAAAAGAUUAGUGUGAUCCUUUGAUGUCAAACAAAUCUUGUGGUUGCAUAAAUGGUUUAUUGUACUGGCUUUGAAGUUGGGUGUCGCUCCUUCAUAAUCUUCAAAAGGAGCGUAUCAGCCUGUGACUGGUAGUUGUUUUUCUCUCUUGAAACCAAUCAAGUUACUUCGCUUGUGCCUUUCAAUUUUGCUCCGAUUCUAAUACAUCCCUCUGGCUAAUUUAGUCUUGCACUCUAGUGAUUGAGGUAAAGAGAAGUCCUUUGUAACCAAGCAGUAUAUUCCUUCUAGUAGUUACUAGAGCUACAGUUGGUAUCCUAUGGGAUCAGUUUCAACUAAAUUGUAUGUGAACAAAUUUGGGGGAUAACAAAGCUACAUGCAUUUUAGGUUUAUUUUGCCAUGUCAGUCUACGUCAGAAUAGGUUUUUUUACAUUAUGUGUUCAAUGUAAAUCCAAAUAGUGCUAUAUAAACUUUUUAACAAGAUCUUUUUCUGUACCAAAGACUUAGAAGUGCUGCUGAUUUUACUUGGAUACUGUUAUACUGGAAAUGAAAAAUUAGUUCCUGCAAUACAGGUAAAGAAUAAUUUGUUAUACUAGGGGCAUUACUGUGCUUGAUAAUACAUUACAGAUGUCAUUUUAAUGGCUCUUCUUUGCAUCAUAACCAUUGUCAUAUUAUUUAGUCUGAUCUCUUUCCACCUUUUAAUGAGAAACUGUUUUUCCAAUCUCCAUAUUUCAAGAUAUGCCCCCCCCCCUCCCCAAAAAAUAAUACAACUGUUCAAAAAAUAUAUCAGUGUUUUUAUGUCUUGUUUUCAUUACAUGUAUGUGGUGUAGGGAGUUUAAAAGGUGCUUUAUGUGAUAUUGAAAUCAAUAAAUACCGUUUUUAAUUAUUCAGUGUCAAAUGAUCUAAAUAAAUGAAUAUAUUUUAAUUGUCAUAA